Messenger RNA from Theileria parva strain Muguga, 1628 nucleotides. RefSeq names its product Dehydrogenase E1 component family protein (gene bkdA). Lineage: Eukaryota; Apicomplexa; Aconoidasida; Piroplasmida; Theileriidae. Gene Ontology annotation, biological process: branched-chain amino acid catabolic process. Gene Ontology annotation, molecular function: oxidoreductase activity, acting on the aldehyde or oxo group of donors, disulfide as acceptor. The record is from RefSeq and is a predicted model, not a curated record. The transcript has 7 exons. The coding region runs from base 121 to 1515 and encodes 464 amino acids.
AUUCUAUAUAUUUUUAUAGAAUUUCACCCUAUUCUGCUUAAAUAAUAUGUAAAUUAAGACAUUUUAUCAAUUUAUUUUGAUAUAAAAUUUCUAUACUAUUAGUUACUGUAUUUUUUUACCAUGUUGUCCAAAUUAUCACCCAUCAACCCCGCCUCAAUCAGGAAAUAUGGCUCAUCCAUUUUCGGUCUUUUAAAUAAAAGAAACCUCAAUGCCUCAAUUUCAUUCUACACCACGCAUUCUAAAAGACCUGAAAAUCCAAGAGUAUUCAAUGAUCCCUCGGAGGUCAAGCCAUAUGUCCAGGGACUCAGAUACACUGAGUUCACAACUGAGCUGGAAAUGGUCACAGAUUCUCAAGUUAUGCCCAUCUUUCAAGUCAUGAAGACCGACGGAACAUUACAUGAAGGGCACAAAUCACCCUUUGAAUCCGACGAGAAGGUUAAGGAAUACUUGCAGAUAAUGGUAAAACUGAAUGUUUGGGAUAACCUCUUUUAUAACAUCCAGAGACAGGGGAGGAUUUCAUUCUAUAUCCAAAACCAGGGUGAAGAAGCCACUCAACUGGGAGCGGGCUUAGCUCUCCAGCCUCAAGACCAUUUGUUCUGCCAAUACAGGUACUUUACUAAAGACUAUAAGAAUUUUAGGGAGUUGGGAGUUAUUUACGUUAAGGGUUGCACCGAAGACGACGUUCUUGCACAACUUUUCUCAACACACAAAGAUGAGGGUAAGGGUAGGCAGAUGCCUAUUUCCUACUCAAAGAAGGAAGUUAACCUUCACACCAUUACCACUCCACUCUCCUCUCAAAUCCCACAAGCAUCAGGAUCCGGCUAUGCCCUUAAGAUGCAAGGAGCCGAUGCAGUGGCCAUGGUGUUUUUCGGAGAAGGAGCAGCUUCUGAAGGAGAUUGCCAUGCAGCAAUGAAUUUUGCAGCAGUGCGUCAGGCUCAGACUAUUUUUGCUUGCCGAAACAACUCAUACUCCAUUUCUACCCCCGUUAGAGACCAGUACAUUGGAGAUGGUAUUGCAAUUAGAGGUGUUGCACUAGGUAUUCCUUCCAUCAGAGUUGACGGGAAUGAUCUUUUUGCUUCUUACAUGGCCACCAAAUACUGCAGAGAGUACUGCGUUAAACACUCCACUCCAAUCGUGAUUGAGUACAUGACCUACAGGAUUGGGCACCACAGCACCUCAGAUGAGUCCUCACAGUACAGAGGAAAGGGCGAGUUUGAGGCAUGGGCAAUGGAUGGAGUUAACCCAAUAAAGCGCCUUGGAUUAUACCUUGAAUCUAAAGGCCUGUGGUCUAAGGAGGAGGAAGCUGCACUCCGAAAGUCCGCAACUUCCUACAUGCUCAAAAAAAUCAAGGAAUAUGAAAACACCAAGGCAUAUGAGCUCCUUCCAGGACUAUUUGAUGACGUCUAUGACGCCCCUCACCCUGACUUAUUGGCACAAAGGAGGGAACUUAAGGAGCACUUGGAGAAGUAUAAGGACAAGUACGAUCUUUCCAAGUACAGAGGGUUAGGAGAGUAAAACUAUAUCAGAAACUAAGUUCUAUGUUCAGUAAUUAAUGUUUAACCUCCAAACCUAUGAUAAAUUUACUGUAAAGAAGACAAAUUAUUCUGUAACGAUAAUCUGUUGUUAAA